UAUCCUGACCUCAUGUCAUGACCAUCAUGCUGUAAUCAUUAAUCUAUCAGGAGAUCAACAUUCUCGUACGUGAAUUAUUUAUUAAUCGAUGGUGGAAUUAUUAUCGGACUUGGGUUUAUUUGUGUUAGUGUUGUUAUACUAUCUAGGAUAUAGUUGUUUUGGUACUGAAACAGAAAAGGCAGAAUAGAGAAUUGGGCAAUUUUACCAGAAAUAUUUUUCUUGGAUAUAUCAAUCUGUUACUGACCUACCAGUUGAUUACACAUUAAUUAAAGAUGGGAUUAUUUUGGCUGGUACCAGUUUUGCCUUCGUCUGGUAUGGGAAUAUAUUGGUCAUUUCCCAUCAUCAUAUUUUGGAUGGUUUUAAGACUACUGCAGGUCCUCAGUUCCCCAGAAAAACCCAAGCUAUACUACAGGACGUCAGGAUCACCAUUCAUACAAGCAAUACUUGAAAGUUGUCCUAUACUUACUCAAAUAUUCAGACCGACUGUGUUGUGGGGUAAAAGUGGACAUUUCCAGACAGUUGUACAUGUUAAGAUGGGUCGUACAAAACCAAGAUGGCCUGAUAGUCAGAGAUUUCAUAUUCCUAUGCCAGAUGGCGCCACCAUGAGCUAUGACCUGUUUGAUCCGCAUGAAGAAGGACAUAGAGCUAAAUUCACUCUGGCCCUGUGUCCAGGUAUUGCCAACAGCAGUGAGUGUAUCUAUCUCAGAACGUUCGCCUCCUAUGCUCAAACCCAUGGCUUCAGGGUGGCAAUCCUCAACCAUCUUGGUGCACUCAAGAGUGAAAAACUUACAUCACCUAGAAUAUUCACUUACGGAGGAACAGAGGAGUAUAGCAGAAUGGUAGACCAUUUACUGGAGCAGUACCCGGACACAAAAAUUCUGGCUGUUGGAUUCAGUAUGGGAGGCAAUAUUGUAACUAAAUACCUAGGAGAGAGUUUAGAUAACCAGAAGAAAGUCCUGUGUGGAAUGUCUGUAUGCCAGGGAUAUGAAAUUAAUGAGGCUAAGGUAUUGUUUAUGCAGUGGUCAAACUUGAGACGAGUGUACACCUAUCUGAUGACACUGAAUCAGAGACGUUUGUUGUCACGUCACAGAGAUUUCUUGUUCAGCAAGCAAGCCCAGGAGAAAUGUGGAACAUUUCGAGAGAAAGAUGUCUUUUCUGCAACUUCACUACUUGCCGUUGAUGAAAACUAUAGCCGUAUCCGUGCAGGAUUUAAAAGUGCCUAUGAGUACUACAGAAAACACAGCUCAGCAUAUGUGUUACAGAAUAUAAAAGUUCCUAUGUUGUUUAUGAAUGCUGAGGAUGAUCCCAUAUGUCCACCAUCAUUGUAUAAACAUGCAAGGCAGUUUGCUGAAAAGACUGAGAACUGCAUUUUCAUGACGACAAAGCAUGGUGGCCAUCUUGGUUAUUUUGAAGGUGGUUUAUUAAUUCCAGACAAUGUGACAUGGCUAGACCGUGUCAUCAUUGAAUAUGCAGAUGCUGUAACCAGUCUGUAUCUCUGUGGCAAACUUCCGCAACAGACUAGUUCUCUUUUGGUAAGCUCAGGUGACGGUGAAGCAGAUGACAUAGAAACUACGUUUGACAGUGGAAUAUCAGAUCUUAGCAGCUGGGAAAGAAAAUCUGCCUCCAGUGAAGGAUCUGUUUCUCCAGUAAGUGGAGUGAUGGCUUCUGUGAAGGAUGUUGCAGACAACACGAAAGAAAAAGAUGAAGAGAAAAGAGAUUCAUUAAAAAGGGGUAGUUUGCUCAAACAGGCAAGCACAUUCGUGCAAUAAAGCCAUCAGCCAGUAAAAAAUAGUUCAUUUUCUUUCAGUCAUGUGCUGAUAAUGCAGAUGAUAAGAGUAGAAGGAGUUGUUAAUGCUUUGCCAACAUGUUCAUGUUAGUUCAGCUGCUAUUGUAGCUAAAGUGAUUUAUUCAUGUUCUUAUUUGGCAAAAUCCAUUUAUAUACUUGCAUGAUAUUUAAUGUUUCUAUGAAUUAAUUGUAUCAGUAAUAUUGUAGCAAUAUGCAUUUUCUUCUAGAUAUACUUCAUACUGCUUUUUCUUAUUAAAACAUAAGGACGGGUAAAAGUUAAAGAUUUUUAAGCCAAAAUGUUUAUUUCUGGGACCAUAUCUAUACUUUGAUUUUUUUCCACGUUGUCUUACUGAUGUUACUGUUUUGUAAAUGCUUUAUUUUGUUAAUUUUUUCUCUUUGCUAUUUUUUAAGAUAUUUUGUUUAUCUUUCUAGAUGGAAGUAUUCAAAGACAAGAGUGAACUUGCUUUGGUUUAAUGUGUUUUGUUCAAAUUAGCAUUUUUGUUAAUAUAUGGUCUUUCAUUUUUUAGCUCACCUGUCACAAAGUGACAAGGUGAGCUUUUGUGAUCGCGCGGUGUCCGUCGUCCGUUGUCUGUGCGUCAGUGCGUCCGUGCGUCCGUAAACUUUUGCUUGUGACCACUCUAGAGGUCACAUUUUUCAUGGGAUCUUUAUGAAAGUUGGUCAGAAUGUUCAUCUUGAUGAUAUCUAGGUCAAGUUCGAAACUGGGUCACGUACCAUC
This is a messenger RNA of Mercenaria mercenaria, 2522 nucleotides long. Its product is annotated as abhydrolase domain-containing protein 2-like. Lineage: Eukaryota; Metazoa; Mollusca; Bivalvia; Venerida; Veneridae. The coding region runs from base 273 to 1769 and encodes 498 amino acids. The transcript is spliced from 9 exons. Gene Ontology annotation, cellular component: sperm plasma membrane; sperm flagellum. Gene Ontology annotation, biological process: steroid hormone receptor signaling pathway; sperm capacitation; medium-chain fatty acid biosynthetic process. Gene Ontology annotation, molecular function: acetylesterase activity; monoacylglycerol lipase activity. The record is from RefSeq and is a predicted model, not a curated record.